This is a messenger RNA of Dissoconium aciculare CBS 342.82, 924 nucleotides long. RefSeq lists its product as uncharacterized. The coding region runs from base 1 to 924 and encodes 307 amino acids. The record is from RefSeq and is a predicted model, not a curated record. The transcript has a single exon. Lineage: Eukaryota; Fungi; Ascomycota; Dothideomycetes; Mycosphaerellales; Dissoconiaceae.
AUGCUGCUCGUUGAACUGCCAGUCGAACUGCUGAUAGAGAUCAUGUAUCAUUUCGAGGAAAUCGCGUCCGCCCUGAAAUUGUCGGCCACGAAUCGCAUGAUGCGCGCGAUCUGGCAUGAAAACACGACGUCCGUCGUCCAGAGCAUGUUUGAAAUCAGACCCGAAGAUGUGGAAGUCACGCUAGAGCUUUGCGAGAUUGAAGAAGCAUCCAUCGCAGCAGCGGCGGCGGCAAAACAGGAGGGCAUCGUCGACGGCUUGAUGACGGAUGCAGAUGACGAUGACGAUCAGGAUCAGAAUGCAAGAGUGCGUCGCACUCUUUUCCGACUUCAACGUUCGGCUGAUGCGGUCGCGAGGUUAAAGAAGGAGGUGAAAGAAGUCUGGGACCAUGGGUUUAUUGACGGGGUAGUUCAUGUCGAUGCGACUUGGAAUGAGGAGAUUUGCUACCCCGUCACCAAUUCGGAUUAUUGGCAAGCAUAUACCAGAAUUCUGCGACUCGCCGUAGCCUAUCAGCAUGAGCAAUUCCUUCCGGCAGCGUGCGAGUCCAUGUGCGAUAGCUCCGUCGCAGACAUGGACUUUCUGUGGAAAAUCGAUCGAAUCCUUUACAUCCAAUGUGAUGACAGUAACACUUUGCGCCAGGAAGAUAAGACGUCGCCCGGCCAAGAUUACGACUGGUGGAAUCGUCCGCCAUCUCCUGCGUCCUUCUAUAUGCCGACCUCUUGGGAUUUCGCCUUGGAGACCAUCGCGUUAGAGUGUGAAUGGUGCCUUGCCGGUCAAGAUGCAGAGCAAUGCAGAAUGGCUUUUGAAGUGCAUCAUCAUCAUUAUGGCCAGGAAUUGGUCGCUGAGAUGUACGGUGCUGAUAGGACCCCUUGGAUGAAAUGGUCUGGGUUGGCAAAACGGUGGGAGAAUUCGAUCCUUGAUGCUUGA